ACAUUAUUAUCAGUCUGCUGAGCCUUCUGUAUGUGAUGUGAGUGAGAACAUCCAUUCAUCAAUAAUGCUGGCACAUGCCGCCAUCUUGUGUUACAUCUGAGGUACUGCACCAGCAGCUACUACAACUGAGAAGCACAAUGUCACCUUUAUAGAAAGUAAUGGGGGACCUGACGCAAACAAAGGAACUGUCCUUCUGAUCAAGAGUAAUUUCCUGCAGGUGGCUGGGCGCACCGUCUGGAUUUCUGAAUUCCAGGGAAUGGAGGAGCUACAAGGGUUGCAGUGACUGCACAUUUCUAAUACCUUUAUGAUCUGUUAGAUAAGAAACUUUAUUGGUGGAUCUGCGUGUAUCAGAUACAGAUGGAGACAUAGAGAUGUCUGUGACGUGCUGCUAGCAGGAGUAUGACGGAACGUGCGACUCCCAUGGUUCGGAGGCAGUGCCGUAUUCUGCAUGCCAGUGUAUGACCUCGGCUAUGGAGCCCACCCUGAAUUGCAGUCUGUUGUCAGAGAGUCACAUUGACACAUCGCUGGACAGGACGGAGGCUCUGUGGGUGCUGCUAGAACUCUGCCGGCUGUCCAGGGCACCAGACACCUCACCCAUCUCAGAUGCUGUACAUGGCGUAUUGGGUACACUGCUCACCUGCGGACUCCUCCUGUCGCUCUUCUUCUUCAUCUUCACUGUGCGUUUCCGGAGAAACAGGAUUGUGAAGAUGUCCAGCCCUAACCUGAACCUGGUGACCGUGCUGGGCAGCGUCUGUGCGUACAUCAGCGCUUUCAUGUUUGCGGUGCAGGAAAACGCCUCCUCCGUGGAAACGGUGAUGCAGGUCCGGAUCAGCCUCCUGUACGUUGGUGUCACGCUGGUGUUCGGGCCAUUGUUGGGGAAGAGUUGGAGACUUCACCGGGUAUUUACCCACAGGGUGCCCGAUAAACGAGUGAUUAUAAAGGACCUGACGCUGCUUGGCCUGGAAGCUGGCCUUCUGUUUGUGGACGCCUUGCUGCUUCUGUCAUGGGUUCUGUCUGACCCUGUCCUCUGUACGCAGAAUGUGAGCGCCAGCAUCACGGCCGCUCGGCAGGGCACCUUCUGCGCCGUGACCAGAACACGCUCCUGUUCUUCCCUGUAUGCGGACUUCUGGAUCGCCCUCUUGGUGGGGUUCAAGGGCGUCCUCCUGGUGUACAGCAGCUACCUGGCCGGCCUGACCAGGAAUAUCAGCACUCCGCCAGUUAACCAGUCUCUGGUGAUCAUGGUUGGCAGCAGUCUUGCGGUCGUUUGCACCGCGGUUGUGUUCUUAGUGACUCGGUUCUUCCACACCUGGCCUGGCCUGGUCUAUGGAACGACGUCUGGAAGCAUCCUCGUCUGUACCAUCACAAUUAACGGCCUCAUCUUCAUUCCACAGCUGUUGCAGUGGAGGCAGUUUGAAGAGGAGCCAAGUCAGACGAACGUCCAGAUGGCCAAAUAUUUCAACAGUCCCAGCAAGAGCAUGAGGUCAAUGUACAGCGAGGAGCAAAUCUACCAGCUGCUGGGCGAGAACACAUCGAUGAGACGUCUGCUGACUGAGAAGAACGCAGUGAUAGAAAGCCUACAAGAGCAGGUGACGAAUGCCAAGGAGAAGCUGGUCCAGCUCCUGAAUUCCGAAUGCAGCGUGAUCCCCGAGGCUGCCGCUAUCGCUGCGUCAACGCUGGCUCUUCAGCAGCACAAAGACUCUCCAGACGAGGGCACCGAUGGAGAAAGCAAGGGGCUAACUAAGAAUGAUCCAGAAGACGACACAAACCACCGCCUGUGUGUCCAACCAGCUCAGGGAUAUACCACCUCGAAAUCUAACGAUGAAGGAUUCCAGUCCCCUAGUGAAGAAGGAUAUGAAUUGCGAGUCAGUGUCCCCCCAUCCCCUAACUGCUCCAUCCUAAAACAAGAGACUGAAAUGGCUGCAAUGUCCAGAAACGUCAGCUUUGCAGACGGCGCCUCCUCUAAAUCUCAGCAGGAGAGCACAGGCAGAGUAGCAGACGAGGCGUGGGAGCAGUUGACGAGAAAGGUAAACUAUGUCAGCAGUGAGAAGCUGCAGGACAUCCUGAGGGAGCUCAGCAUAGAGACUCUAUCGGGCUGUGGGAAGUCAUCUCCAAGGAGGCAGAGACGUUCCAGCCACAGUUUCCACGGGGAGACCGCAGCACAUCCUAGCGAAGGGUUCCGCAAUGUUUGCCUCAGCUUGUCGCCUUACAUAACACGGAGAAGACGGGGUCAUGGAUACGGUUGUAGGAACGUUGCCCGUUUCUCACAGAAUGUCAGGCCGAUGCCUCCCCACGCGCAUUAUUUUAUAAACCAAGGUUCCAGAGACAGAUCCAAUGACGCGAACGUGCACAGAGGUGACCUGUUAAAUCCCACGCCUGAGAUAGCACUGGAUGAAACCUACGGUGACCGAUGUCGGCCAUCUGCCCCAACAAGGAGCGUGGAAUUAUGCUUUCAAGCAGAAGAAAGGGACCAAGGGAACGGCGGCGUAUGGAUAACAAAAUUAUCAGACCGCCAAAACUACGGUAAGGGAUCUAGCCGUAUUACCCACUGGGCCCACUUGGAGCCAGACCCACGGGACACUUACAGAUCCCAGACUCCCUUUUCAGAUUCAGACUCUAGUAGCUCGGAGGAGGCUCUGUGCUUCUGCCACAGGCCCUACUGUGACAUCUGCUCUGUGAAUACAUGUGAGUCCAGUGACAGCUGCAACACGGAGAUGGAUGAGCACCUGCACGGGUGGCCGAGACAUCCCAACCAUUCCCAGACAGUCAUAAACUUUAAUGAGGACCUUCAGCCGACUUUUGUUUGAUGGUUAAAGCGAGUUGCACUUUUCUUUUACCCUCACUGUCUGAGGAACA
Pseudophryne corroboree (corroboree frog) is the source of this 2853-nucleotide messenger RNA. It is a transcript of the gene GPR156, whose product is annotated as G protein-coupled receptor 156. NCBI's taxonomy places the organism in Eukaryota, Metazoa, Chordata, Amphibia, Anura, Myobatrachidae. The coding region runs from base 459 to 2804 and encodes 781 amino acids. Gene Ontology annotation, molecular function: G protein-coupled GABA receptor activity. The record is from RefSeq and is a predicted model, not a curated record. The transcript is spliced from 9 exons. Gene Ontology annotation, cellular component: membrane; G protein-coupled receptor heterodimeric complex. Gene Ontology annotation, biological process: gamma-aminobutyric acid signaling pathway; G protein-coupled receptor signaling pathway.